CUGCGCCUUAAUUCCUCUCCGCUGACUCUGCUCAGCGCUAGUGUGCAAGUAUGGAGGCCGAGUACCCCCCAAACAGCGAUGACCCUCAAUGCGAAACCUAUUUACAUCAAGAGGCCCAUAUCGGACAAGAGGAGAGUGAUGUCCCUCCUUCAAGUUCGCUGCCUGCAUCUACUCGCUGUUUGAUUGUGAUAUCCGAGCUUCGGUUGAAAAUCUUUCAGUUGGUCCAUGACACAUUUACGGGUGUCUCAAAAAAUAAUAAUAAGACACUCCUGGCACUUGCCUUGACGUGCAAGUUAUUCACUGGACCUGCACUGGACCUUUUGUGGCAAGACCUACGUGGGCUUGCGCCACUUAUCAGAUGUCUCCCGCAAAGCCUAUGGAAAGUCACAGGAAAACUGGAACUUCAAAGAACGAUGACCUUUGAUGAUUGGUCCAUUUUUUGUAAAUACAACCACCGUGUCCGUUCACUAAACACAGCAGUCUAUGAGACCGUUCGACUUCCGCUGGAUAUCGAGAUUUGGCGUGCCCUCAGCUACCCUCCUUUCUCCCUUCCCUUGCUCCCAAACUUGACAUCUCUUACCUGGGGAGAGUACAACAACGAGACAUUCCCGUAUGUCUACUUGUUUGUGACCCCAAAAUUGAUGACACUCGAUAUGGUACGGAUGGGCCCGGGGACGUCUACCUUUGGUCCAUCUGAACAGUCCAUGUUGUCAUGUAUCUCAAUGCUAUGCCCUUCUAUCUCGCAUUUCCGUUUUGGAUUUUACGGAAAAGACACGUCGACCACAUUACAAAGUUGGUCUCAUCUAAAAUCGGUGAAAACCGAACAAAUUUCUGAGGCGGCCAUACUACACUUGUCGAAAUUGCCUUUACUCCGGGUUCUAGAUUUCAAACUACCUUCAAUCCCUAUGUCUGCCAAUACGCAAAAGCUCCUACAACGUUCUGUGUUCUGCGCAAUAGAAGAACUGGGUGUAGAAUGUGAAGAGAGUCUGGCGCUUUUAGAUGCUUUUUUCGAGAAGCUCUGUAUUGCUCCAAAAGCAAUAUCCUGUGUUGUCACUGACGGAGUGGAUUCCAUACCGGCCCUACCGGGUUUGAUUUCCCGUCUAUCUAAUGCAUGUGCGCAUAGCUCACUCGAACAGGUGCGGCUCAGUAUCAGCGAUCUAGCUGUGGAUCCCGAUGCUUCAAUCGGAGCUGCAUCCUUUCAACCGCUCUUCGCCUUCCGCAAUCUUCGCAGGCUUAAUGUCGAAGCGGAUUGCAAUGUGCGGUUAAAUGAUACUGUCCUUUUGCAGAUGGCAAAGGCUUGGCCCCUCCUGGAACGGUUAUUCUUCCGCCCAUACUGUCAUUUGAGUCAUGACGUCACCCCACAUGCAUUCGUCUCCCUGUUGCAACACUGCCCAUGUUUAGUCUCGGUCUCUGUUUUCAUAAAUUGGUCGACUAUAGACGGGCGUGAGAUAUCCCCUGUCAUUCCCUAUCAAGGAUUUGCACACAAGGCACUAUCAGAGGCGUCCUUUGGUAGUCCAAGGAUUCGUCAUCCAACAAGGAUUGCCGCCUUCAUCUCAGCCAUUGCACUCAACGUGGAAUCAAUUGAGGCAUGGGAUCCUGAUUACUACGAUGUUCAUCCAGGCUUCGAAAAGUACUCUACCAGGUGGAAGCUCGUGGAUCAUUUGGUCAAGUCUUUCUCCAUGGUCCGCGAGCAGGAGAGGAGAACGAAGUUGAAUGGAGAUGCAGGUGAUGAGGAAUUUAGAGGUUCAUAUGACCACUACGGGGUUGUGCAGCCAGCACAAGAGACUGAAAAUGGAGAAGCCACUGUUGGCGAUGACCAUGGAGAGAGUUCCGGGGAAGACAGCGGAAGCGGAUACGAAUAUGUGCCUUAUGAAGAACAAGUCACGCCGGAGGAGGAAUGAUCUAAACUGUUCUGAAUUUGACUGGGGGCUUUGCGACCGUUCAUUUUUUUCUCAACUAGGCCGCUUCAGCCCUUCGCAAGCGGUACCACACUAGUUUUUUUUAAAUUUCCCCACAUUAUUGGUUCCUGGAUCGUGCGCAUAGGUGGCUGUGCCACGGCGCCUCGGGCGGUAUGUUAUCCUUAUUCCUCACCGUCUUUGCUCAGCCCUCAGUACUGCAGGGCUAGCAAGUAUGGAGGUCAAGUCUGGUCGAGUACUGUGCAGAUAGUGAUGACUCUGAACGCGGGACCUACUUGAAAAAAAAGAUGUGGAUGUGUGAGCUGAGAGUAGAAAAGCAGAGGAUCGGCGCCCCGGCGUGUUCGCUGUGGCUAUAUUAUUAUACAUCAAUUUGUUCCGUACCAAUGGCCG
This is a messenger RNA of Suillus subaureus, 2306 nucleotides long. RefSeq lists its product as uncharacterized. Bases 51 to 1901 code for a protein of 616 amino acids. The record is from RefSeq and is a predicted model, not a curated record. Lineage: Eukaryota; Fungi; Basidiomycota; Agaricomycetes; Boletales; Suillaceae. The transcript has 2 exons.